AUCCCGAUCCGACGGCCGGGGCCGCUUCAAGGGCGGUCAAAGCGGGCCGGGUCCCGGUCGGUCGCCCACCCGUCCCGCAGACCCAGGCAAGGCGAGGAACGAACUGAAGCAGAGGAGGAGCGACUGGAGCAGCCCGGCCGUCGGCCGCCGGCGAAGCUAGAAUAUCUGAAUAACCUCAGUAGCAUCCAUCGAGUGGUGUUCUUUGCCAAUAAGCAAGAUUCUUCAAGGUGAUGGUUGAAUCGCAACACUGCUGAUCUCCAUGUCUGUGGCUCCACACUUCAAUCUUGGACUUGUUCCCAGGGACAUGAAUGGUGGUAUUCCAGUUAGUUCUGCAAAUUCCUCUGGGCCAAGUAUUGGUGUUAGCUCUUUGGUGACCGAUGGCAACUCAUCACUCUCUGGAGGUGCCCAGUUUCAGCAUAGUACGAGCAUGAAUGCUGACUCAUUCAUGCGCCUUCCUUCCUCACCAAUGUCAUUUUCAUCCAAUAACAUAUCUGGCUCGUCCGUCAUUGAUGGGUCCACCAUGCAGCAAAGUCCACCCCAAGAGCAGAUGCAGAAACGGAGAUCAUCUAGUGCAACAUCACAACCUGGAAUUGAGGCUGAUGGUGCAUUUCAUGGUCAGAAGAAGCCAAGGGUUGAUAUUAGGCAAGAUGAUAUCCUGCAACAGCACUUGAUUCAGCAGCUGCUCCAAGGUCAGAGUUCUCUUCAUUUCCAGGGCCAACAUAACCCACAGCUUCAAGCAUUAAUCCGGCAGCAGAAACUGGCACAUAUUCAGCAGCUACAGCAGCAUCAGUUGUCGCAACAAUUUCCUCAGAUUCAGCAAUCUCAAGUUGGCAUACCUCGACAGCCGCAGUUGAGGCCGCCGCUAGCACAGCCUGGGAUGCAACUACCUGGGCCUGUUAGGACUCCUGUCGAGAGCGGGCUUUGUUCUCGAAGGUUAAUGCAGUAUUUGUAUCAUAAGCGUCAGCGUCCAGAGAAUAAUCCCAUAACAUACUGGAGGAAGCUUAUUGAUGAAUAUUUUGCACCACGAGCAAGAGAAAGAUGGUGUGUGUCAUCAUAUGAAAAAAGAGGGAAUUCUCCAAUUGCUAUUCCGACAGCUCAGGAUACAUGGCGUUGUGAUAUUUGUAAUACACAUACUGGGAAAGGAUAUGGUAAUCCUUCUCCAUGGCUGCUUCUGGAAGAUGAAUGCUGUUUUCUUAUGGGAUUAUUCUGUAAUAAUCACCAAAUUCAGUAUUCUUGUAGUUCGUGCGAAAACAAGGCUACCUACGAAAUACUUCCUAGACUCUGUCAAAUUCGAUUUGACCAUGGUGUUGUAGAUGAAUAUCUAUUCCUUGACGUGCCCAAUGAAUUCCGGUUGCCCAAUGGAUUACUUCUCCUGGAGCAUACCAAAGUUGUUCAGAAGAGCAUCUAUGAUCAUCUACAUGUUACGCACGAGGGGCAACUGAGAAUAAUAUUUACUCCGGAACUAAAGAUUAUGUCUUGGGAGUUCUGUUCACGACGGCAUGACGAGUAUAUCACUCGCAGGUUUCUAGCACCACAGGUUAAUCAUCUGCUGCAAAUUGCCCAGAAGUAUCAAGCUGCUGCCAAUGAAAGUGGGCCUGCUGGGGUAUCGACCAAUGAUGCACAAGCCAUUUGCAACAUGUUUGCGUCAGCAUCACAACAACUAGCGAAAAAUCUAGACCACCACAGCUUAAAUGAACAUGGGCUUUCUAAAAGAUACGUUCGGUGCUUGCAGAUAUCAGAGGUGGUGAAUAACAUGAAGGACUUGAUUGAUUUCAGCCACAAGAACAAGCUUGGCCCUAUAGAGAGCCUGAAGAACUAUCCCAGACAAAACGGGCCAAAGCUUACAAUGCAGAACAUGCAUGAGGCAAAGGGGGCCAACACAGAAAUUAGCACCCAUGGGAAUAACGAGGCCCCAGGUGUCGGAACCGUUAGUAGCAGUCUGCAGAAUGCCGUGGCACAAAAUAACUACCAGAGUAUGCUGAGAAGCUCAAGUGCAAACCAGGGUUUGCUUCAGCAGGAGGCGUCACAGAAUGCCGCAGCACUAAACAAUUACCAGAGUAUGCUUAGAAGCUCAAGCGCAAACCAGGGUUUGCUUCAGCAGGAGGCGUCCCAGAAUGCCGCAGCACUAAACAAUUACCAGAACAUGCUUAGAAGCUCAAGCGCAAACCAGCUUCAGCAGGAGGCAUCGCAGAACGCUGCGGCGCUGAACAAUUACCAGACCAUGCUCAGGAGCUCGAGCGCGAACCAGAGCUUGCUUCAGCACGAGGCAUCAAGUAUGUUUAAAGGUCCUACAGGAAUGCACAAUGGCGUUCAGCUGGAAGUGUCCAGAUCCUUCCGUGCGGGUCAGCUUGGGCAGUUCCAGCAGCAUCCCAUGUCGUUUCAGCAAGCCAUGCCCCAGCAUCAGCAGAACAGUUUCGGGGCUGGUGCGAGCACACAGUACCAGCAGCACCUUAUCCAGCAGCUGCUGCAAGAAGCCAAGAGUAGCAACAGCCGUGUAAUGGCGCAGCAGCAGCAGCAGCCUCCUAGCGUGUCGGGACCCGUGAUCACCAACAACCCUGCUAGUGGAGACCAGGCACAUCAGAUGAAUAACGGAGCCGUGAAGGGUGCCGCUCCAACGGGUACGACAGGGCCCAGCAAUCUGAUCAACAGUGGAGUCGGCAUCGUCCAACGAUGCAGCAGUUUCAAGUCAGUGAGCAGCAACCCGGCUGCCGGCGUGGCUGCUUCCGGCGGCAACCCAGCGAGUCCCAAGCCGGCGGAGUCCAUGCAUGAGGAGGACGAGCUCGACCAUCUCAUCAGCAGCGAACUCGCGGAGAGCGGGCUGUUCAUGGGGGAGCAGCAGGGUGGCGGCGCGUACUCGUGGAACAUGUGAUGGGAGGGACCGUGAAAUCUCUCAACCUAAAGUUUCUCUCUACUCCCUGAGUCGUGCUUGAUGUAAAAUCGCCGCAAGUUAUUCGGAGUUUUUCUUCUUUUCUUUUGAGCUUUCGUGCUGCGCUGACUGGAACAGUUUCUGAUGAUCAUGCACUGAUUGAACCUUCAGUUGUGUGAGUGUGAGGGAUCUGGCUGGGAAAGUUGUUGAGAGUAGUACACUGCAACCCAGUGUUAUCAAGUAAGGAAUGCCAUGCUCUGUGUUGUUGUCA
Messenger RNA from Triticum aestivum (bread wheat), 3137 nucleotides. Its product is annotated as probable transcriptional regulator SLK2. The coding region runs from base 260 to 2869 and encodes 869 amino acids. The record is from RefSeq and is a predicted model, not a curated record. NCBI's taxonomy places the organism in Eukaryota, Viridiplantae, Streptophyta, Magnoliopsida, Poales, Poaceae. The transcript has 10 exons.